Procambarus clarkii (red swamp crayfish) is the source of this 1317-nucleotide messenger RNA. The record is from RefSeq and is a predicted model, not a curated record. Lineage: Eukaryota; Metazoa; Arthropoda; Malacostraca; Decapoda; Cambaridae.
AUGAUCUAUGUAGAAGGCACUGGUUGUGACCUUACAGGCACUGGUUGUGACCUUACAGGCACUGGUUGUGACCUUACAGGCACUGGUUGUGACCUUACAGACACUGGUUGUGACCUUACAGGCACUGGUAGUGACCUUACAGACACUGGUUGUGACCUUACAGGCACUGGUUGUGACCUUACAGGCACUGGUUGUGACCUUACAGACACUGGUUGUGACCUUACAGGCACUGGUAGUGACCUUACAGACACUGGUUGUGACCUUACAGGCACUGGUAGUGACCUUACAGACACUGGUUGUGACCUUACAGGCACUGGUUGUGACCUUACAGGCACUGGUUGUGACCUUACAGGCACUGGUUGUGACCUUACAGGCACUGGUUGCAACCUUACAGACACUGGUUGUGACCUUACAGGCACUGGUUGUGACCUUACAGGCACUGGUUGUGACCUUACAGACACUGGUUGCAACCUUACAGACACUGGUUGUGACCUUACAGACACUGGUUGCAACCUUACAGACACUGGUUGUGACCUUACAGACACUGGUUGUGACCUUACAGACACUGGUUGUGACCUUACAGACACUGGUUGCAACCUUACAGACACUGGUUGUGACCUUACAGGCACUGGUUGUGACCUUACAGACACUGGUUGUGACCUUACAGGCACUGGUUGUGACCUUACAGACACUGGUUGUGACCUUACAGACACUGGUUGCAACCUUACAGACACUGGUUGUGACCUUACAGACACUGGUUGUGACCUUACAGACACUGGUUGUGACCUUACAGGCACUGGUUGUGACCUUACAGACACUGGUUGUGACCUUACAGGCACUGGUUGCAACCAUACAGGCACUGGUUGUGACCUUACAGACACUGGUUGUGACCUUACAGACACUGGUUGUGACCUUACAGGCACUGGUUGUAACCUUACAGGCACUGGUUGUAACCUUACAGGCACUGGUUGUGACCUUACAGACACUGGUUGCAACCUUACAGACACUGGUUGUAACCUUACAGGCACUGGUUGUGACCUUACAGACACUGGUUGUAACCUUACAGACACUGGUUGUGACCUUACAGACACUGGUUGUGACCUUACAGGCACUGGUUGUGACCUUACAGACACUGGUUGUGACCUUACAGACACUGGUUGUGACCUUACAGGCACUGGUUGUGACCUUACAGACACUGGUUGCAACCUUACAGACACUGGUUGCAACCUUACAGACACUGGUUGUAACCUUACAGACACUGGUUGUGACCUUACAGACACUGGUUGUGACCUUACAGACACUGGCUUGUCCUUAUAG